This is a messenger RNA of Pangasianodon hypophthalmus (striped catfish), 9948 nucleotides long. It is a transcript of the gene cbfa2t3, whose product is annotated as CBFA2/RUNX1 partner transcriptional co-repressor 3. Gene Ontology annotation, biological process: negative regulation of DNA-templated transcription; DNA-templated transcription. Gene Ontology annotation, cellular component: nucleus. The transcript has 12 exons. Bases 4221 to 6104 code for a protein of 627 amino acids. The record is from RefSeq and is a predicted model, not a curated record. Gene Ontology annotation, molecular function: transcription corepressor activity. NCBI's taxonomy places the organism in Eukaryota, Metazoa, Chordata, Actinopteri, Siluriformes, Pangasiidae.
UCUCUCUCUCUCCCUCUCUCUCUUUCUCUCACGGUGAGAGUCUUCCUGUACUUAGCCACAAUGGGAGCACAGAUGGUCACAGAUGGGGUUUGUACUUUGUAGACAUAUUAAAGUGAAAUCCAGAGCCAUGUGUGUUUUCUGCCCCGUCCUUUAGCUGGUCAGAUUAAACAGCUGUCUGUAAUCCCACGGUAGAUUGUGACAAGGAGGCAAAGCAGGACAGAUGACUCUCUCUCUGUCUUUCAACUGUUGGGAGCUCAGGGCCUCUUAGCCAAAGCUUGGACACUCCCAGAAUCCCCUGGGAGACUAUGCAGCAGUUGCCAAUAGAGAUGAGGGGGUUCAGGAUCCCCUCAGGAGCAAAUUAGGUUCUGAUUAAGGGCCGUGUUUCAAACAGGAUGCUUUGCAGCAUCAGUCACACGCAGUGAAAGUCCCAUAGGAAUCAGGUGACUUCCUGGUUGUCCUGGUAUACCAGUCUGAUUUAUUAUUUAGUUGUGUUUGCAUUUAGCUAAAACCACUUUGGAACUAAAUGAUCUAUUUUCCUCUUAGCUCAAACACAACCAGGCCUAUAAGUGAUAGAACUACUUCAAGUCAUUUCUUUUCCAAGUGAUUUAUUUGACUUUACGGAAAAUUCAAGUUGUUCCAAAUUUAGCUGGAGCCGACUGUUUAUGUAAUGCCAGCAUCUGUGUGUGUGUGUGUGUGUAUGAUUCUUUCUCUGGUGAUCCAGCAUGGGGCUGACUUGGGUGACAGAUGGACACAAAGGUCUGGCUUUACCUGCCUACAUUUGGCCAUGGCACAGAGAAUGUUCUCCACACACCCCUACGCUCCACACACAUACAGUAUGCUGGCCUGCGGCUAUUUUUGUCAGCAAGGGCAUUAACUCUAACACCUGUUCUGUUUAUUGCCCAGGGGCAUUGGUCAUGUUCUUAAUAAAUGCGCUGCUAACAGGGACCACAAUCCCAAGGGUAGGAUCUGGGGGAGAAAAGAUUGACAACUUGGCACCAUCAACCUUUAAGCUUGUAUCCUUUGAUUUAGCUUUGACUUACAAAAGGAAACACAGAUAACUGUGGCUUCAACACUGACGUGAUGUCAGGCAUCCUCUGGUAACAGUAUCUGGUUUGUAAUUUGAUGGGUUUAACGAGAGACACUGGCCAAGCAACUUCCAAUAAACAUCAUUGUUCAUUAGAUACCAAGAUUUACCAUUAAACACCAGUGUUCAGCAUUAAAUCCCAGAAUUCACUGCAUUUAACACCAACAUUUAACAUCAAACAUGCAACUCAAGCUUUGGAGACUGGAUCUCUCACUUCUUGCACAGAUCAGUUCCAGCCUUAUUCAGGGAAGAUUGAUUAGUUUAAUCAGAUCUAGCAGAUUUGAACUCUUCUGGAAGGUAGAUCUCUAAGAGGAUGUGUAGAGGUCUCUACAUCAGUGUGAAUGGUGGAGAACAUUCUGGAAACUUGCCACACAGCACACCAACCCAAUACCUGUGUUUGUCUGAUAUCUGUUGGAAGACAUUGAUCUUCAGAUUCACUUGUACAGUAUUACAUGGACUGGCAGUGAGCACUGAGUAGAUUUAGAGUGGAGAGCCUGAGGUGAUCUUGCAGUAUCUCAUUAUAGCACUUUACCUGUUUUAGCACACCUGAGUCAACUCACAAAUGGCUUUAUAAUUACCUACUGAGUUGAAACAGGUGUGUUAGAGCGGAGCAAACAUGCACCACAGGUGAUGCGAGGCAUCUCGAUCAUCAAGCUGAAAACCUGUGGUACCAAAUCAGCAACUCUGCAACCCCAGGAAUUAUACUGCUUGUCUCCUGGAGGGUAGAGUGCCCCCUGUCUGCCCGCAGGAGUCGUUCUUUUGCACCCUGUCAGCCAACUGCAGCUGUUGUCCCAGUAAGGUCAAGCACUAAUUAUCUGCCUGUUAGCAGUUUGGCUGUGACCCUGUAUGUUUGGUUAUUUUUGCACUUGACCGUUCUGCUGAUAGGAGAUCAGGGCUGGAAGCUGAUGGCGGAGAUGUCUCUGAACCUGGUCUGGAUAACCACAUGGUCCGGGCAUGUGUUUGAGCGUGUGUGUGUGUGGGUGUAUAUAUGUGUGUGUGUGUGUGUGUGUGUGUGUGUGUGUGUGUAAGGAGGGUUUGUUGGAGGCCUAGCUGACCCAGUGGAAGGUGACAGGCGAAUGGAGUAGAAGGCAGCUGAUCCACAGUGAGUGACAGGACUGAGACAAGAGGCGCCUGAAAGAGAGCCUGCUGCUCGACACAUGCUCAUACAGAGUCACACAGACACACACACACACACACACACACACAAGCACACUUAUAAUUAUACUCACUUGGGAACACACAAGUACAUACGCCCUCAUUUGCACCCUUUUUCAAGCAUGGUUAGUGUCUCAGCAUUGCACAUUGCUCUGAAUUAUUGCACAAGCAUAUUGUAGACUCAAAAACAUGUAGGAUCUGUCACUUGAUGAGCCCUGAUAGCGAUACCAUCUGUGUAAAUAGUUCUUCUUUAAUGAGUUUUAAACCUGCUUCUCUCUGAAUCUGGACUCGUGACCAGUGGCAGCCAUGUCUCUUAACUGGAUUUACAUGCUGACAGACUGUGCACGAGAUACUUGGAGAUACUCUUUCAGGGACUGGACUAACUCUUUGUGUGAGGGAGUGGAGGAGGAAAGGGGUCAGGAGGACAAACUGCCAGGAGGAUAAGCUGCCCUUUUGCCCCUGGAUAAGGUGAUAGAACCUGACUGGUGUAAGCAUAGUGAUUGAGGGGGUAUUGCCUUGUUUGGAAGAGAGAAGGAUUGAAAAGUGGAGGAAAGAGCAGGGAGCAGGUGCAGAGGUUGUCCUGUGGAGUCAAGUAGGCUGUUUGUAUAGGUUUUUACCUUGAUUUUACUCCAAUGUCUCUCCCCUGUCACAUCAAUGAUACCUGUCUUUGCAAGUGCGGAGGCCAAUGUGUGGUUUUGCCAUGGCAUGUGUGGCAACUCACUUCAUUAUCAGAAGAGAGAACUAAACCAAUCGUUCCAUUGAAGCCAGAGAGCAUUGGAUGGCUACAGCAUCAACAUGAAUUCCAGUGUUAGGAGAUAAACUGAUGUCAACUGCAUCAUUUGUGAGGAAGAUUCUGUAAUGGAUGUUGAUUCUUUGAAUGAGGCUGUUUGAUGAAGGUAGUCUUUGUUAUAGCGGUAGACUCAAUGAAAGAGGUUCCAUGAUGGAUGUAGAUUCUCUGAUGUAUGUAGAGUCUGCAUGAUCAAGGGUAGAUCUUAUGAUGGAGAUAAUCUCUAGUGAUGGAUGUAGACUCUGAAGGAAGACCUAUGAUGUGUUAGUGUAGGUGUGAAUGGUGAAGAACAUUCUAGAGAGUUCCUACCAAGUACACCAACUUAAUAACUGUUUUUAGUUAGAGACUGUGAUGUAGGUAGGCUUUAUGAUGAGGUAGUCUUGAAGGAAGCUUGAGGAUGGAGUUAGAGUGUGUGAUGCUACACUCUGUGAUGGAGGUUACUCUCUGUAACUGAGGUAAAAGGAAUAGAGGCUGGAUCUUAAAUGGACAUAGAAUGUAGAUUCUGUGAUAGAGGCUCUAAUGAAGAUGGACUCAUUGAGGGAUGUAAACUGUAAUGGAGCUUUGUUCUGUGAUAGAUGUAGACUCUGUGAUGGAUGGUUUGUCUCUGCUGUUGACUGUAUCAUAGAGGUAAACUGGGAUUAGAUGUGCACUCUGUGAUGGAAGUAUUUGUAUUGUCUCAGUGGAGGUAGAAUGUGAUGGAUGGGGACUCUGUGCUGGAGAUACACUCUGUGAUCGAGGUGUGUUUUGUGAUGGAUAUAAACUCUGUGAUGGACAGCAGCAGAUCCAGCUGCACUUGUCACUGACAGUCAAGCUCCUAUGAGGGGGGAGUUCGGAAGCAGUGUGGAGGGUGGAGGACACUGAUGGCAAUGCAAGGACUUGCAGGGGGCCAGUGAGGGAUCCCGUCAGCAGCAGCUGAGCGGGAGAACAGGUGCUACGCAAUGUUUCCAACACAAGCAAAAUGUAUUUACUCGCAGAGCCUUGACACGCUCUGCAUAUCUGUCCUGCAGUGCUCUAAACCUAUGAAACACAUUACAGCUCAAGAUGAAGACACAUCCAUUAGUGUAGUGCUGGAAUAAGAGAGCAAUGACAUCAUCUGCUCUGCCAUAAAAUGUUGUCAAGAUUUUGAGUUGAGCUGUCGAGGUCAAAAAGAUCUCGCAAACAAUUGUCAAUUUCUGGCUGAAUUUUUGGUACAUAAUGACCCACAUUCUGUACAUUUACGUAACAGGUAGCGCUGAAACGAAGGUCGGAACAAUGCCAGAUUCACCAGCCGAUGUGAAAACCCAGCCCAGGUCGACUCCGCCUACAAUGCCACCACCACCACCUGCUGUGAGCCAGGCAGCCAAUCGCAAUGCGUCAUUCACGCCUACAACCAUGCUGAACGGGAGUAGCCACUCGCCAACCGCACUUAACGGAGCUCCAUCCACCCCCAACGGCUUCAGUAACGGGCCAGCCGGCUCGUCCACAGCGGCUCUGCCCACGCAGCAGCUUCCCCCGGCGUGUGGAGCUCGCCAGCUCUGCAAACUCAAACGCUUCCUCACCACUCUGCAACAGUUUGGCAAUGACAUCUCACCCGAGAUAGGGGAGAGGGUGCGCAGCCUGGUGCUCGGCCUCGUGAAUUCGACUCUCACCAUAGAAGAGUUUCACUCCAAACUGCAGGAGGCCACCAACUUCCCUCUUCGACCCUUCGUCAUCCCCUUUCUCAAGGCCAACCUGCCCCUCCUGCAGAGAGAGCUGUUGCACUGUGCCCGUCUGGCCAAGCAGACCCCCGCUCAGUACCUGGCUCAGCACGAGCAGCUACUGCUGGACGCCAAUGCCAACUCGCCACUCGACUCCUCCGAGAUCCUCCUGGAGCUCAACGAGCACGGCAAGAGGAGAACGCCCGACAGGACCAAAGAGGCGGGAGGUGAGAGGGAAGCCUUGCACACCGAGCACAUGGCCAAGCGGCCAUGCACAGUCAGCCCAAGUCAGCGCUUUAGUCCAAGCAGCGGCAUCGCAGCCCACGCUCCUCCCAACGGCCUGCCCACUCAUCCUCCCAAUGGCCUGGCCCACCCGAGUGCCCCCGGCCCACAGCAGUACCGCCUGGAGGACAUGGCCAUGGCCCACCAUUACAGAGACGCCUACAGACACGGCGAGCACAGGGACUCUCGCGAACGCCACCGCCAGACAGCUGUUCAUGGAGCGCGUCAGGAGGAGGUCAUCGAUCACCGGCUCACCGACCGUGAGUGGGCUGAGGAGUGGAAGCACCUGGAUAACUUGCUGAACUGCAUUAUGGACAUGGUGGAGAAGACGAGGCGCUCUCUGACCGUGCUGCGCCGCUGUCAGGAGGCCGACCGUGAAGAGAUGAACCACUGGAUCCGGCGCUACAGUGACGUGGAGGAUAUGAAGAAAGACAUCCACCGAGACUUCCUUCAUCGGCCUCCGUCUGGCUACUUGCCUGAAGAGAUCUGGAGGAAGGCAGGUGCCCCCAGCAUCCCGCUCUCCCCAGCAAUAAAGCAACUGCACAACAAACAGGAGGAGGCAGUGAACGAGGUGAAGAGACAGGCCAUGUCUGAGCUGCAGAAGGCCGUGUCCGACGCUGAGAGGAAAGCUCACGAGAUGAUCUCAGCCGAACGCUCCAAGAUGGAGAGAGCACUAGCAGAGGCCAAGAGACAGGCCUCGGAGGACGCGCUGUCCGUCAUCAACCAGCAAGAAGACUCCAGCGAGAGUUGCUGGAACUGCGGCCGCAAGGCAAGCGAGACGUGCAGCGGCUGUAACACAGCGCGGUACUGCGGCUCCUUCUGCCAGCACAAGGACUGGGAGAAACACCAUCACGUGUGCGGCCAGACACUGCAGGGGCUACCCGGAGGCGGCAGCGUUCCUCUGGGAACUCCUUCCUCUUCAUCGUCCUCCUCUUCUUCCUCCUCCUCCUCUUCCAGCGCUCCGCCCACACACUCGGAGAGCACCACUCCGGGCCCUCUGUCCCUGGUUGGGCAGGCUGGCGGUGGAGGAAGCCCCAAAGACAGCAGCUCCAGCUCAAGCAGCGUGUCGCGUUCCACCACCCCUGCCACACCUGCCCUGCUGGAUUCCUCCUCCCGCUGACCUCUGACCCCCAGUCUGGGUACACUCACUGCUACCGCUAACGCUGCUGCUGCACCUGCACCCAAAAGAAGAUGAGAAAUGUUCACCACAAAUCCUCGCACUUCUUCCCGCCUCACUUCUUCUCAACUACCUGAAGCUCUCAUUUAACCCUAGCUCUAUAUUUAUUACAGUUUGAAAGGGUUUGAUUUACCGAGGACGCAGACAGCGAUUUUAACCGUGUCUUAUUAAAAAUAAGGCAGCAAGAAAUAAAUUCAAGCUUGGCUUUAUGAAUAAUUUAAGCCCUGUAUAUAUGGUCAUCCCAGCACGCAUGGAGGCAGUUUACACCUGACACACUCCGUCCUCUUCCACAGAGAGCAAUGGGAAUUUUUAGAGAAGCUUGAAUAGGAGUUAGAUUCCUUCUGCCAGUCUAACACACGCUUUUGCCGUUCUCUCCUGUCUGGGUUUGAACGGAGGGUCGACAGGCUUCCCCUCCCCUCCCAGAGCUCCGUUCCUCAAACCAUGAACCUUGAAUCUUCUUUCCCCGGUUUGUUUUUGGCUUUAACAAGAAAAUCCAAAAAUCCAAAAAUAAUGAUGCUAAUAAUAAUAAUAAAAAGAAUAAAGACCUGAUAACUACCUUGCUAGCGAGCCAAGAAAAACCUACACCGGACUCACCUCUCUGUUCUGAUGCGAACCCAAAUGAAAAAAAGACAAAAAAACAUGAUCCAAACCUUUUUAAUACACUGCCAAAGUUUCACGGAGAAGCACUCGUCUUGUAACCAAACGCGAACGACGCAAAACCUCCUCAAACCCAAGUCUGGUUUCUGUGGAGAGGCAGCAAGGAAAAAGGAACAAAUUCAAUCCCUGCCUCCCUCCUCUCACUGUGCCCCCUCCUUCCCUCCCUGGCUCAGUUCCCCACAAUCCCCUGCUCCAACCCCAAGGAACACGGUGAAGUGACGUGCUAUUCCGCCUCUGCUCAAAGCAAAAAGACAUAUAGGCGGAGAGAGAAAGCAAGGACAAAUGGACCAAACAAGAUGUAUGGGAAUGAACGCGCUCUUGGCCUCGAAAGAAAAUUGGCACUGCAAAUGCCAAAAAAACCCCACAAAACCCUCAAAAAGAACUGAGAAUGUCUAGGAUCGCACUCCAAGGACGAGUCUUUUGAAGCAAUUCUCCGUUUUUUUUUCUAAAACUCUCCCAAUUUUACACCGAGCUGUAAUUUUCACUCUCCCUCGUUUUCCAAAGCAUGAAGAGCAGACUGCUAAAAAAACUGUCUCAUAAAAAGCAGUGUGGACUUGAUUUCUCUUCUAUGUAUCUAUCUCUAUCUCUCUCUUUCUCUCUGUUUUUUUCUACCUCCUGCCUACUUGUCCCUUUGUCUCCUUCCCCUCUGAGCGGAUAUCUAAGAAGGGAUCAAACGUGUAGAUACUGCUUUCUGGUUCUCGAUGUCUCUGUCUCUGAUGUCUCCCUGUGCUGUCUGACUUUUUUUCUUUCUUUUUGUUUUUUUUUUAUACUUUCUUUCUUCGUCUUGUUUUCAGUUUGGGCCGGACAUGUAAAGACGUUCUGAGGGGAGAAAUCUGUAGAGUAGAAACUCCUCAUGUAUUUUAUAUCACUCGUGUUUUGAGACAGUGAGAGGACAGAGGUGCAAUAUGAGAAGAGAAUUCAGCUACUGAAUGGAACCUCAGAAACCACCCUUAGGGUACCUUAUAAUAUAAAUCUACAUAUAAAUCUAUUUAAAAUAACAACCAUAACUUAAUGUGAAUGUAUAUAGUAUUUAAAAGUAAGAGGUCCAAAAAAAUGUGUUUGCCAAAUAACAGAAGGUAUAAUGUCUACAAAUAAUUUCUCAGUUCUUUUCCUUUCCAAAUCAAAGCAAUUGUAAUUACUCAUUCAGACCCAUGCAUUUUUGUCCCGUCUGUUUUACUCUGUAUAUUGUGUAAUCUAUAGAUGUAGGUGACAGCAAGUCCUGAUUUUGCCGAGACACAGGUGUUCGUGGGUCAGCGAGGGCGGGGCUUAAGUUCAAUUUGAUCUGCCAGUCGCAAACUUCGUAUGAUCGUAUGACAUCAUCACAGUACUUUUCCUAAUGCGAGUGGCUUUAAAGGAGCAGCUUGUAAAUUUGCUGCCUCUGCAAAAUCAGGACCUACGUAGUGAAACGGGGGAGGUGAAUGUCAGAGCUGGUGACUCAUCACUGCUUGUACAGUUUAUUGCCAGAGGGCUAAAAGAGAAGUCUUGCGAUUCAAAGUGUGUGUUCACGAACGCAAUCUUGUUAACCAUGAUGCUGAUGGCAGGCUUCCAAGUCACUUCUUGUUGAUUUCAGUGUAACUGUGUGAAAUAUUGCACGCUUUCUCACUGAACUAACCUCCGGCGUAGUCAUGGUCCAAAUCCGAUACCAGGGUCAAGCUAACACUUUUUGUUUGUUGUCUAUACUGCGGUACAUGGCUAUGGUUUUCCCUGAUGCAGUCAUCAGCUUUCUCUCCGGAGGAGUAUAAACACACUGAAGAGUGUGGAAUGAGGUUUAAGUUUUUUACUAAUAAAGGGCCGUAUAAUGAUAUAAUGAUGCCCAAAAUGAUAAAAAGCCCUUAAGAAUAAAGUGAGUCCGUCACCCUGAAAGAAUUGUUGGUCUAAAAAUGCACUCCAUACUGAGUCGGCUGAACGGGCAGAAACAUUUUGUGCACUCAGACGUCCUGUCCACAUGCCAUACCUCUAAUACGGACCAAACUUGAAGGUUUCCUGCUUAGUGUCUUGUCCUAUUUAGCGCUUUUUUGAUGUCGGCUCCUUUAAUUUAAGUACAGUGCAUUGAUUAUUGAAUGAUCUAUUUUCUUAUUUCUAAAUUAAUAUAUGAAGUCUUUCACCUAUUCAGUCGAUAUGUAAAGCUUUCACAUAUGUGUAUGAUGAAGCAGAACUACAGAGCUGUGUGUGGCUCUCGUCCCCCCGUUUGUUAAUCCUCGGCCUUCCGUCUCCUCAUUAGCUACCUCCUGUCCAAGAGUGUGAGAUCUACGUGCGCUCAGAGGGCCGUGCCACUAGCAGACAUGCAAACCCUCCGCCAUACAAAGAAGCAAUUUACAUUCAGCCUGCAUGUUAUUUUAGAGUUUAGACAGAAAUAUGAGUUUGGGUUUUAGACCAAAAGGAAUGAAAGGCUUUGUUCACACAGCAGGGCAAGUCUGAACGUCAGCAUUGUAAAUGACAAAUGAUCAAAUAUGUAUUGUUUGGACUGUCGCCACAUUUGCUCCAUCAGUUGCCGUAGUAACAAUGCAGAUGUGCAUGCUGAUCUUAACAAAUUUCAUUAAGAUGUGUACCAAAUGAUGAAAGAUACACAUAACAUCCAAUUUGACUGGACAAAUUAGAGACAACUAGAAACUAGCGACAAACUAGUAACAUUUCCAGAAAUCCAAUCAGAAUUGAAAUUCCAUACAAAUGUGGCUUAAGUCAGAUUCGAAAAAAAUUGUUUCUGUGUUUUAUUUUAGCUUUCCUGAACAAAAAACUGGAUUUGACCUGUCUGUCUGAACAUAGCUGAAGUCAUGCUAUAUUUUAUAAGCAGUUGGUUGAGUUUUAUUUAAACAUUCAGAAUAGAAACAUAUCCCAUAGUUAUCCAAAAUAACAGACCAAAGCACCUCUGUAUGCUGGUUAAUCGCAGCCUUUUGAACAUGAGCUAGUGCGAACUAAGGGCCCUGAACCAAAGUGUAGGAAAUAACCACACACUUCAAGCACAAGACAGAACAGCCUGGGGCUGAAAGUACAAAGCCACAGCUAGGCAUGUGCCUAUGUUGUAUAUACAGUCAUAUUCAACAUGUAUUAUAUUAUUACUGUGUGCAUAGGCAGGAGGCAGCCUAUGUAGACAGCAUGACAGAUAGCACUCGUGACAGUUUUUUUUUUUUUU